Arthroderma uncinatum is the source of this 657-nucleotide messenger RNA. RefSeq names its product UTP-glucose-1-phosphate uridylyltransferase. Gene Ontology annotation, cellular component: cytoplasm. Bases 1 to 657 code for a protein of 218 amino acids. Gene Ontology annotation, biological process: UDP-alpha-D-glucose metabolic process; glycogen metabolic process. Gene Ontology annotation, molecular function: UTP:glucose-1-phosphate uridylyltransferase activity. NCBI's taxonomy places the organism in Eukaryota, Fungi, Ascomycota, Eurotiomycetes, Onygenales, Arthrodermataceae. The record is from RefSeq and is a predicted model, not a curated record. The transcript is spliced from 3 exons.
AUGGCCAGUGGCAAGGCAUUUCCCACCCAUCUCCGGGCCCCAGGGGCGGAAGGGCGCGAUGAACCGCAUAGUCGACAUCAUAUCAAGUCGCAGUCCAACAUGGCUUUCGAGAGUGCCUCGACGAACGUCGCGGCUGCACAGAUGCGUAACGCCCUCAACGCCCUCAGUGACACCGUAAAGGACCCCGCCGAGAAGAAACGAUGCGAAGCCGAGAUGGACAACUUCUUCUCCCUCUUCCGCAGAUAUCUAAACGACAAGGCCAAGGGAAACGUCCUCUCGUGGGACCGCAUUGCCCCUCCACAGCCCAACCAGGUGGUCGAAUACGACGACCUAGGCAACUCUGCGUCGUCUGACCUGUACACGCUCAAGCACGGCCAGCUCGUCAUCGACCCUAACCGUUUCGGAGACGCUCCUCUCAUCAAGCUGGGAACUGACUUCAAGAAGGUCUCCGACUUCAUGAACCACAUCCCAAGCAUCCCUCGCAUCUUGGAGCUAGACCACCUCACCAUCAGUGGAGCAGUCAACCUUGGCCGCGGCGUCACUCUCAAGGGAACCGUCAUCAUCGUUGCCACCGAAGGUAGCACCAUCGACAUCCCUCCAGGCUCCAUCCUCGAGAACGUCGUUGUCCAGGGUAGUCUUCGCAUCCUGGAGCAUUAG